Molecule: messenger RNA, 1686 nt
Organism: Branchiostoma belcheri (Belcher's lancelet)
Lineage: Eukaryota; Metazoa; Chordata; Leptocardii; Amphioxiformes; Branchiostomatidae
Product: cartilage matrix protein-like
Exons: 6
Coding region: 1-732 (243 amino acids)
Source: RefSeq, a predicted model, not a curated record
AUGGAGCUAGCCCGUCUAGCUAAUGCUCCUAGCUUAGCCUCAGGUGCCGCUGACAUCAUGUUUGUGUUGGAUGGCUCCUCUAGCGUCAACGCACAGGAAUUUUCCGAGGCCUUGACUUUCAUCAGCCAAGUUGUGGACGCUUUCGACAUCGCUGCCGACUUCACACGCGUAGGUGUGAUUCAGUUUACUCACCUGUUUGUGGAAGAAUUCCCGCUAAACGCAUACUCUGACAAGGCGUCUUUGCAACAGGCCAUCAGCAGCAUUGACCAAAGACCAGGUGGGACUCUCAUAGCCCCGGCCAUUAACUACCUGAUCGACACAAGUUUUACGGUAGCCAAAGGGGCGCGGCCUCUAUCAGAGGGGAUCCCCAGGAUAGCGAUUUUUAUAACGAACGGGCCAGCGUUUGACCAUCCGCCAGAUACUACGAUAGACCCGGCAAUAUCUGCCUUACAAGCAUCUACCAUAAUUCCAUUUUCCAUUGGCGUGGGCGAUGCCGCGUACGCGGACCAACUGUUAGCAGUGGCCGGGGAUCCAAAUCGGGUGUACCAUGUCGGCAGUUACUCUGUCAUCGACAACAUCCGGGUGCCCUUGUUGUGGGGAGUGAGGGAGAUAAUUGAGUUACCGUCAUCACCAAGGCCAGAACUCCCACUGACGUCACGACCGCCGACCAUGGCACCUGCCAGCACACAGCGUCGGAGUACAAAGAAACUGUCGACACUAAGAGCAACUUGAAAUCGCGAGGUUUCGCUUAGACUACGUACGUCAGUUGGUUUGCAUCUUUAACUCCUGUUCAAUUUCGGAUUGCUGAGUUAACUAGUUACUUAUUUAGUUUGUUAGUGAAGUCACCCUCUGUACAAUUUCGAAGUUAUGUUAGGUAGUUAGUUAGUAAAGUUAGCUUAAGUCAGGUAGUUAGUUAGUUAAGUUAAUGAUGCGGGAGCACAUCACAUCAAAUAUGAAUCUGGGAAAAAUUGUCCGCAUGGAAAUUUUUUGUAAUUAGAAACAACAACAAGAUUUCGUUCGGCCCACAAACCACGUGACCGCUCCCCCACGUGACCUUCGAACUUUCUCAGUUUGUUCUGUUUUCUGGGGGAGACGGUUCAUGUUUUCGGUCCGCUCCGUUUGAAUUUUGACCCACCACCUCCCCAUCACCACCUUAGCUAUAGUGAUAGUAUAUAUACUGGUAUGAGGUUAACUGUUGAUAAGUUUGAUAUAUGGUUACUUGAAUGUUCCUUGAACUUGAACUUACUGAAUGGCGUUUUUCUUUGGAAAGUAUACAUUACACUUUCCCGUUUCAGGCCACAUCUGCGUGUUUUAUCUUGAUUGAUAGAUAAUUUGUAACAUUUAUAUUCAUAUCCUUCUAGAAAUGAGGUAUUUGAUUGUCUGCAUCUUUCCAAUAUAUAACAAGCCCCAAGUUCUAAUUAAAACAUACAAUACUGUACCGUUUUAUUUACAAAAUUCUCUUGUUGUUGUUUGGUGCCAUUAGUUACUUCUGUUUACGUGCAUGAGACUUUUGACAAGGUUGUGUUAUAAAAUCACCCAUUAGGAUUCAGCAAUGGUAAAGUAUCAGCCGUGAGUCUGCCACUGAGAGGUGUUUACAUCUGAUUCAGUAGGGACCAGGCUAAAGCUUUGGUCCCAAUUGGAAAAGGGGCCCUGCCGGGUAGUCCCCGGGCUGUUUUGGGGCACUUU